Molecule: messenger RNA, 6371 nt
Organism: Pseudopipra pipra
Lineage: Eukaryota; Metazoa; Chordata; Aves; Passeriformes; Pipridae
Exons: 4
Coding region: 83-1693 (536 amino acids)
Biological process (GO): protein autophosphorylation
Cellular component (GO): cytoplasm
Molecular function (GO): ATP binding; protein serine/threonine kinase activity
Source: RefSeq, a predicted model, not a curated record
UUGCCGGUGUCCCUGUGCCAGUGUCCCACUCCCGCUGUCCCUGUCCCGUUCCCGGUCCCCCCUCCCCUUGCCGGCCCGGGCCAUGGCCCCGGCCGUUCCCCUGUGCCGGGCGGGGCCGCCCCGUCCCCGGCCCUGGGCGGCCCGGCGCGGUCUCGCCCUCGCCCGGCUCCCGGCGCGCCGGCUGUGGCGCUGCUGGGCGCUCCUGUGGGGCUGGCUGUGGGACGGGCUCGGCCUCGCCGCCCCUUGGCUCCGCCUGGCUCGAGCCCGGCGCCUGCCGGGGCCGGCGGGGGCCGCGGGCGCCGCGGCCGCUGCCGCCUCCUCGGCGGCUUCCCCGGCCAGAGCUCCGCCGCUCGCCAGCCCGGCCGCCGGCAGCGAGCCGCCGCUGCCCGCUGCGGCUGGGGAAGCCCGGCCCGGGCCGCUUGAGGGGCGCUCGGGGGCCGUGCCGGGCCCCGGCCCCAACGCUGACGGCCACGUCUCGCCCGCACCGAAGGCCAAGGAGCCGCUGCACGAGCGCUACCGGCUGCAUUCGCUGCUGGGCAGCGGCGGCUUCGGCCGCGUCUACGCGGGGACCUGCCUGGCGGACGGAGCCCCGGUGAGUGCAGCAGGAGGAGGAGGAGGAGGAGGAGGAGGAGGAGGAGGAGGGCGGGACGGGCGGCGAGCUCAACCCGCCCUUCCCCUUGGCUUGCAGGUGGCCAUCAAAGCCGUGUCCCGGGAUGGCAUCCGGCGCUGGGGCGAGCUGCCUGACGGCACCCGGGCCCCCCUGGAGAUCGUGCUGCUGGACAAGGUGUCCAAUGGCUUUCGUGGUGUCAUCCAGCUCCUGGAGUGGUUCGAGCUCCCCAACGGGUUCCUGUUGGUGAUGGAGCAUCCGGAGCCGUCUCAGGACCUCUCUCGCUUACUGAGGGCGUGGGGGUUCCUGCCGGAGGAGAUGGCGUGGGGGCUGUUCCGCCAGGUGCUGCAGGCCGUGCGGCACUGCACCAGCUGCGGCGUCCUGCACCGGGACAUCAAGCCCCAGAACAUCCUCCUCCACCUGGCCACCGGCGAGGCCAAGCUCCUCGACUUUGGAUGUGGCACCUUCCUUAAGGACACGGUCUACACCCAGUUUGCAGGUGAGCCCACAGCCGGGGGAUGCUCCUGGUGCCGGGCAUCGCAUGGCCAUGCCCGGGUGUGGCAGUGGAGAUUGCCCCUUUGGCUGAGGGGGAACAGGAUUAGUUCUUCAGCCAAGUUGCUUUUGGAUGGGGCUGGGGGUUACUGUGAGACAGGCCCCGGCCUUGCCGACAGCCUGUGCCACCCACCCUGUCCCGGGCUGGGUCUGGGGCAGGGGGGAGCCAGCCUGACCAAAACCCCCGUGAGGGUAGCAGAGAAGGGGGUCAGAACUGUGCACCAGCUGGCUUGGUGUGCAGGCGAGGAAGGGCUUGGGCUGCUCCGCUCGCCUUGUUUGCCUUGGCUUAUGAUGAAUUGUUGGGGGCAGUGCAGUGGGGCGGGGAGAAGGCACGGCUUUUCCCCACCACUGGGUGGGUUUUUCCCUUGCAUGAAAUGGUUGGGCCUUGCCAGGGCUUCCGCUGCCCUCUUGGACACCAGCGGCUUCUUCUCCAACCCAGAGUUUGUAACCAAGAGUCAGGGGCCGGCGAGAAGGCAGUGGGUCACAGCGUGUGCCACUGGGGCAGGCCCCACAUUGCCAGGGCUGCUGGGGUGAGGCUCUGGGAGCAGGCAGCAUCCACCUGCUGAACUGCGUCUGUAUUCCGUAGGAACACUGUCAUACAGCCCGCCAGAGUGGAUCUACCUCAAGCGCUACCACGGCGAGGAGGCGACCAUCUGGUCCCUGGGCAUCCUGCUCUACCAGAUGGUCUGCGGGAAGCACCCUUUCCGCAAAGGCCCCAACACCAUCUGGGCCCAGCUCCCGUUCCCAGCACGGGUCUCUCCAGGUGGAUACCAAUCUUUGUGGCACGGGGGGAAUAACGGUGUUGGGAGAGGGCAGCGGGCUCACGAGGAUGCCGCUCUUGAAGCUGUUUGUGUCCCAUGGGUGGCUGGAGGAGGUGGCCUGUGUCCUGCCAUCCUGCUCUCCUCCAAAAGGGAGAAUCGAUGGAGAAGUUUGGGCACAGCUCUGAGCACAGCCAGCACAGCCUGGGCACGUGGACAGUGGGACAGAGGGGACAGGAUCCUUCUCCAACUGACCGGCCAUUUUCCCCCCAGGCUGCCAGCACCUUAUCAGGUGGUGUUUGUCCAUCCGCCCCUCGGACAGGCCAGCACUGGAAGACCUGUUGUGCCAUCCUUGGGUGCAGGACAUUCCCCUGCCCUAGAAGACGGGAGAGAUCCACGUGCUCCCUUUGAUCCAGGGGCCUGGCAGACAGCUGGGCCCUCGGCAGAACGCUGACAGCCUGGUCUGGCCCCCAGGGAAGGAGAAGGGGCCUCUGCAGAAGCUGUGCCGGGUGGGCCUGCUGCUGGAGACAUCGAGGACGACGUCAGGGAUGACAAGCUCUCAGCUGACCUGGACGCCGGCGAGCUGAAGAGGAUGGACUUUGAUUCUGGCCCCUUCCUCCAAGCCGUGCUCCACACGCCGUUUGCAGAUGAGUCCACACCCAGGGGGUGCUCCCGGACACGGGCAUUGCUCAGCCUGGCUGGGCACCGAAGGUUCCCCCUUUGCUGAUGGGGAACCUGAGGAAUUCUUCAGCCGGCUGCCAAGCUGCUUCUUGGCAGGAGGGCGGGCGGGUGCUCUGGGCUGGGUGUGAAAUGGGAGCCCGGCUCUGCCCCCAGCCUCUGCCACUGCCCCUUUGCUGGGCGGGGCUGGGGCAGGGGCAGCCAGCCUGCCAAAAACAAACCCCCGUGGGGGGAGCAAAGGCGGGGCUGCAGAACACCAGCUGCUUUGGGCUGCAGGCCAGGAAAGGCUUGGGCUGCCUUGGCUUAGGAGCCUUUCUUUGGGCCAGUGCAGCAGGGCAGGGAGAAGGCCUGGGUUUUCCUCAGCUGGAGGAGGUGGGGUUUUCCUUUGGCCUGCAGGGCUUGGGCCUUCCUCAGAACCCUGACAGAAGGUUAACAUUUUACCUUUUUUUCUUGUUUCCACUUUUGGUUUGUAAUCUCUGUUCAUGAAUUUGUUGUUUGUUUUCCAGGGAAGAGUUGGAGCUGGUGCCCAGUCCGGGUUGGGAAGGGCUGGGACCAUCCCUGGAGAGGAUCUGACGUCCCCUCUGAGAAGGCUGAGGACAUCCUUUGGGACACGCUCUUCUUGCGGCAGCAGAUCUUGGGAGGUAGAUGCUCAUCUUGCCCAUCUUGUCAGCAGCAGUGGGAUAAUGGCUUUGGGGAGAUGGCAGCAGGCACAUGAACAUCCCGCUCUUGCAGCUGCUGAGGAGGUUGAUCUCCUGGGCUUGGCUGGAGGAGGUGGCACCUGUGUUGAGUAAUUGCUGAAAUCCAAUCGAUCUGGGAUGACCCCAAAUGACAGUUUAGUUUUCAGCUUGCUCGAGCUGUAUCUCAGCAGCUUUUGGGUAUCAUUUUUGGCCCCCAGACAGGACACCUCUGCCUGAUCUCCCGCGGAUCCGAGGGAUCUCUGGAUCUUCACGCCAGCACCAGGACUUUGCUGCAGAAGAGCACAGAUCCCCAGCCCAGUCUGGGACACAGAACCUGUGAAAGGGCAGAAAGAUUGUGGUGUGAAUGCAGCGCCCUCAGAGCCCUUGGUGUGAGCCCGGAAAGGAAAAUCCAGCUGAGGGACAAGAUCAGUCUAAUUUGGGGACAUUGUUGGAGGUUGGAGUUGCAGUUCUGGAAGAAAUCCCUGAGGAAAUGGUGCCCCAGGGAGAGGAAGAGGAUGAGAGCGUGGGCAGCCUGCUUCAAACAUCCCCCCAGGAGACUUGGGAUCAGUCCCUGUGCAUCCUGUAAGAAAGAUGGACACUGGAAAUGGGAUUGUCCGCAACUGAAACUUCAGAACCCUCCGAACCCUCUCGUGGCAUCACUGAAGACGACUGAGGGGGCACCAGAGGAUUCUUCCCCAUCAGAACAUCUGGUUCCAGCCAAGCUAAGCACAAUUGUUUGUGGCUGUGGGAACUUGUUCCUCUGUGUUAAAUCCAGGGAAAUGAAACUCAAGGGACAAUUCUAGAACAAUUGUCUGGUGUGCCAGGGAAUUGGGAAACUGGGCCAUUUUUAAUGCUGUGGCUUUGAAAUUGGGAAAACAGUGGUUGGCUCCCCAGUUUUUGUAUUUCCCCAAUUCCCCAAAGCCUCUGCUUGGGAGAGAUCUCUUGGCAAAAUGAAAUGCCACAAUCCAAUUGAAAAAUGGUCCAAUAUAGGUUAUUAUUGCAGAGCCUAAUUCUGUGCAAGUUUCUAGUUUUGCAUGAGAGUCUCUCAAAGCAGAAGUAAUCCAUCUGCCACCAUCACUUGGGGAUGCAGUGGUUCCAACAGGAUGGGCUGGAGAGGUGCCUCCAUGAUCCAAGAGAGCAGAACCCGUGAGAAUUCCAGAGAAACCUGGAGUGGGGUUGGUGAGGCCAAAGCAAUGUCCUUUGCAAAUAGAAAGUUGUAAGGGAUUCUCACCCUUUGUAGAACAAUUGAUGAAAUUUUGCUUGUGAAAAGAAGGUGAAUCUAAAUGGAAUGCUCCAGUUUUGCCAGUCAAGCAGGCAAAUGGAAGGCUAUGCCAGUUAGUCCAAGACCUUAGAGCUGUAAAGAACAGAGUAGAAGAUAUACAAGCAGUCAUAGUGAAUCCUUACACUUUGCUAACUCCCCUAAAUGAGGGUUUAAUAUGUUUCACAGCAUUAGGUUUGAAAACUGCCUUUUUGUGUCUCCCUUUGAGUUGGGAAAGUCAAGAGCUUUUUGCUUUCCAAUGGGAAAAUGCAAAGCCGGGGAGGAAAACCCAUCUGACUUUGGUGGUCCUCUUGCAGGGGUUUAAAAAUAGGCCCCAAUAUUUGGAACUCAAUUGGCAAAGGGACUGGAGGAAUGGAGAAGUCCAAACCCACCCUCUUGGAGCCUUAUUGCAGUGUGGGGAUGAUCUUUUGAUGCCACUGAUGCUGAGCAGCAACGUUGGGGUCAGACUGUGGCCCUGUGGAAUUUCCUUGGGCUGAGUGGAUAUGGGGUAUCCCAAACACAAAGUGCAAGUAGUCCAGAGCCCAGGAGCCUCCGUGGGCUUUGGAAUUCUCCAAGGACAAGGGAGGCUGGGCCAGGAAGGAAAGAAGCAACCUGUCAACUGCCCCAGCCCCAGCAAAGGAAGCCCAGAGCGGGAUUGCUUCCAGACUAGAGGAGAAGUGUAUUGGGGCAGAGCUGACUUAGGAGACAGCCCCUUGGAAAGUCCUGGUUGGGAAUUGUUUCCCAGUGGGGGCAACUUUGUCCGGCAUGGAAAACAAUUCUCUGGAUGCACAGAACUCCCCACCACCAGGUCAGAGAUCCUGACAGAGAUCCUUCUCCCAGUAGAAGAAAAUGAGUCUAGUGCUAAGGAUUGUCAACUCCUUGAAACCUUAGAGCAAACUUUGCUCCAGGAGGCUGGGCAGUUCCCCCAAGUGGGCAAAUAAUAGUCCCUGAGCCAAUCUCCUGUGACCUGGUGGAUGGGGAACAUGAGGGGAUUCCUUGGAGUGAAGCAAAUUAUUGAAACAUUUGCACAAGUGGGUUCUUGGUCCAAAACUGACCCCAGUUGUACAAGCAGUGAGUCAGCAGUGUGGUGUGUGGAAGAGAAAUAAUCCAAACCCUGCCACUGGAGUGGGAACAGGUGAUGGAAAAUGCAGAAAUGCUGCAGGUGAAUGUUGGCAGAUGGAUGUGACUGAAUUGCCCAGACAAGGGGGGUGUAAAGAUCUCCUGGUCUUGGGGGAUACCUUCUCUGGGUGGCCAGAGGCUGUUCCUUGUUGCACUAAGCAGGUUGGGAAAGAGACUGCAAUCCUGUUCAGUGCAAUCCUCCCUGUAUUUGGGAUGCCUUUGGGAAUGUCAUCAGACAGAGGUUCCCACUUGACUGCAGAAACAAAAUGCUUCACUCUUGUUUUGCUCUUCUGACAACAGUUCAAACACUGUUGACGUGGGAGGAAAAUUUACAUGUCUUUUUAGUGCCAAAGGUGAUCCAAGUGUUGCCCACAAGUGUCUGUAUUAAGUAAGCAAGACUCUGUAAGGAAUCUGGAAACUGUGUGUGUAAUGUAAAGCCCUGUGUGGCUGUCACUGAAGUGCUGAGGCUGAACAACAGCCCCUGAGCCAAAGCUGAGCUCUAGAUGAACCUUCCAACCUAAUGGGCUGUGUCUCCAUGUAUCUGCUCCUGAGCUAAAACUGGGUCUAUUUGUUGGUACAAAUGUGGUGGGAUGGGACUCCACCUGUGUAUCUGCUCCUGAACCAAACAGGUGUGCUUCUUAGGAAGAUCUGUUAGUCUGGGCUCAUCAGUGAAUCCUGUUUGUAUCUGUUCCUUAACAAAAGAUGUCUGAUUGUGAGCAAAA